Messenger RNA from Andrographis paniculata, 1146 nucleotides. Its product is annotated as transcription factor MYB77-like. Gene Ontology annotation, biological process: regulation of DNA-templated transcription. Lineage: Eukaryota; Viridiplantae; Streptophyta; Magnoliopsida; Lamiales; Acanthaceae. Gene Ontology annotation, cellular component: nucleus. The transcript has a single exon. Gene Ontology annotation, molecular function: RNA polymerase II cis-regulatory region sequence-specific DNA binding; DNA-binding transcription factor activity, RNA polymerase II-specific. The record is from RefSeq and is a predicted model, not a curated record. The coding region runs from base 278 to 955 and encodes 225 amino acids.
CGCGCCCUUACACCUACUCUUUUAUUGCUAAUGGCAGUUUCCCAGAACUAACCAUUCAGCUUCAAUGCAUGAACCCUGCCCUGUUAGUUAAUCAUAAUUCAUUACAUUUACACCCUCUCUCUCUCUCUCUCUCUCUCUCUCUAGUGGAUACAUUCUGUCUGAUUCUCUCUCUCUCUCUCUCUCUCUCUCUCUCUAUAUAUAUAUAUAUAUAUAUAUGAUUGAGAGAUAUUGUGGGAGUUCAGUCAUCAGUGGUUAAUUUAACUGCCGAAUUAAAGUGAUGGAAAUGUUCAAUAGAUGUUCGUCGGGGGGGUCGUCGACGUCGGAUUCGUCGGAAUCGUCGGCGGCGGCGAGGAACGGCGGCGAGGAGUCGGACAGGGUGAAAGGUCCCUGGAGCGCGGAGGAAGACAGGAUCCUGACGCGGCUGGUGGACCAUCACGGCGCUCGGAAUUGGUCGUUGAUUUCGAAGUACAUAAAGGGGAGGUCCGGGAAGUCCUGCCGCCUGCGGUGGUGCAAUCAGCUCUGCCCCAGCGUGGAGCACCGCCCCUUCUCGGCGGCGGAGGACGAGACCAUAGUGGCGGCGCACGAGCGGUACGGCAACCGGUGGGCCACCAUCGCGCGGCUGCUGCCCGGCCGGACCGACAAUGCGGUCAAGAACCACUGGAACUCCACGUUGAAGAGGAAGCGCCGGGUGCAGCAGGUCCGGGACCGGGGAGCCCCUGCGGAGUCCAGGACUCCCCGGGGAAGCAACGCGGCCUCCGCCUCCGAUUCCCGCCCGCUUGAAGACGACGACGAUCCCAUGACGGCAUUGUCUCUGGCGCCGCCGGGGAUGGGAGGCGGCGGAGCCGCCUCUCCGGCGACGGAAAAUAUUGCCGGAAACUUGCCUGGUCCGGGCUUCUGGGAUGUGAUGAGGACCGCCAUAGCCUCGUUUCCAGAAACUUCUUCAGGCUUUCGUUGAUAACAAAUUAACCAUAAUAUAUAUAUAUAUAUAUAUAUAAUUACAGUUUCUGCAGUGGUAGAUAUUAUUACAACUUAGCUAAUACAACAUUACAUUACAUUUAAAUUAAUUAUUCCAUCCAGUAUUUUAUUGUCUGCAAAUUCAAUAAUUCAUGCUCAUGAUGCAAUAUAUAUUUCGACCUGUUGUUCUAA